Cladophialophora immunda is the source of this 2622-nucleotide messenger RNA. RefSeq lists its product as uncharacterized. Gene Ontology annotation, molecular function: myo-inositol:proton symporter activity. Bases 434 to 2353 code for a protein of 639 amino acids. Gene Ontology annotation, cellular component: membrane. Lineage: Eukaryota; Fungi; Ascomycota; Eurotiomycetes; Chaetothyriales; Herpotrichiellaceae. Gene Ontology annotation, biological process: transmembrane transport. The record is from RefSeq and is a predicted model, not a curated record. The transcript has 5 exons.
CUUGUCGUGUCGUGUGAUGGCGUCCCCCUCCCUUCUCUCGGCCCAACAAUGUUCCUAUUUCCGAAUCACGACUCGAUCAGCGUCACUCCAGAACUUGGCUCCCCCGGUCUCUCCCUCCACAUGCUGAUGCGCAGAUGCACCAGUGCCACAGGGUACCCAUGGAUGGGGAAGUGACAAGGGUAGCGAGAUGAGGAGCACUCUGCGAAAGUCCAAUCUGUGCGAGACCAACCGUACCUGGAACUGAUCUUCGCUCUUGUCUACUAUUCCGGCUCCCUGUGCUGCAACUUUUGCCCUAGUGAAGCUGCCUCACCCUGCAAAACAUUCAUAAAGAGCUCGUCCCUCCCCCUCCUGCUCAGCUUGUCCUUCCUCUCCCCUCCCUUGUGUCAUCUUGCUUUGUACACCCACUACCCCUUCAGAGAUCUUGACCGCCACCAUGUCUGACCUCAAGGAUGGCAUUGCUCAGGAGCACCGGCGAUCGAGUGUGCUCUUCGCCGACGAGUCCAAACGCAAAGCCAGUGUUGCUCAACUGACGUCCAACACCAGUGGAGAAGUCCGCAAUCCUCUCGUUGGGAUUCCGCGCGAACAGAUGCUCCAAGAUGUCGAGAACUACGCCAAUGAAAACUCCUUGACCGACAUCCUGCCGCUCUUGAAGAAAGGUGCCCUAGUUGCUCAAAGCCCCCAUGCUAUCGAGCAUAUUCCCGAACUGGACGAGUCCGACCGUGUGCUCCUCCGUGAGGAGGUCACCCAUCGUUGGAGACACCCCAGGACCCUCUACUUCACCAUCAUCCUCAACUCGAUCGCUGCGGCUAUUCAGGGCUGGGAUCAAACUGGCUCCAAUGGUGCCAACUUGACCUUCCCCGUCGCCUUCGGUAUUCCUGAUUCUGGUCCCGUUUGUGAAGCCAAGGGCAACUGCGAAGACAACUCAUGGCUCAUUGGUUUCAUCAACUCCUGCCCUUAUAUCGCCAUCGCCUUCUUCGCCGGAUGGAUCUCUGACCCCCUGAACGACCUCCUCGGCCGUCGUGGAACUAUUUUCGUCGGUGCCAUCUUCUCUCUGCUCGCGCCCAUCGGUUCAGCUUGUACUCAACACUGGGGCCAAUUGGUCGCAACCCGUAUCCUGUUGGGUAUUGGUAUGGGUCUCAAGGAAGUGACUGUCCCUGUGUUUUCGGCUGAAAAUUCCCCAACAAACAUUCGUGGUGGUCUCGUUAUGUCCUGGCAAGUUUGGACGGCGUUUGGUAUCUUCCUGGGUACUUGCGCGAACCUAGCGGUCAAAGACACUGGCGACAUAGCGUGGCGCCUGCAGCUCGGAUCCGCUUUUAUUCCGGCUGUGCCUUUGGUCCUUGGUAUCUGGUUCUGCCCUGAGUCGCCUCGUUGGUUGAUGAAGAAAGGCCGUCACGCCCAAGCAUACAAGGCUCUACUCCGACUCCGAAGAAGCCCCCUACAAGCUGCCCGCGAUCUUUACUACAUUCAUGCCCAACUUGUCCAGGAAGACAUUCUAGUCGAGGAGUCUGCCGUGGCCACUCACGGUAACAUCAUCACUCGGUUCAUUGAAUUGUUCACCAUCCCACGUAUUCGACGCGCAACUCAGGCUUCGGGUAUCGUUAUGAUUGCCCAGCAGAUGUGUGGAAUCAACAUCAUCGCUUUCUACUCAUCCACUGUCUUCUCCAAUGCGGGAGCCAGCGUGACUGGCUCCUUGCUUGCCUCGUGGGGCUUUGGUCUGGUCAAUUUCCUCUUCGCCUGGCCCGCCGUCUGGACGAUCGAUACGUUCGGCCGAAGAGCCCUAUUACUUUUUACGUUCCCCAACAUGUGCUGGACCCUGUUGGCGGCAGGCUUUUGCUUCUGGAUUCCCGAAAGCAGCGACGCCCACCUCGGUCUCAUCGCGCUGUUCAUUUUCUUGUUCGACGCGUUCUACUCGCCUGGCGAAGGGCCUGUACCGUUUACCUAUUCUGCCGAAGUGUUCCCACUGUCACAUCGUGAGGUUGGCAUGUCUUGGGCCGUGGCCACCAACAACUUCUGGGCUUCGGUCUUGUCUCUGACGUUCCCUCGUAUGCUCCAGGCCAUGAAACCACAGGGCGCAUUUGGAUUCUACGCCGCACUCAACAUUGUCGCCUUCGUCAUGAUCUUCUUAUGGCUUCCAGAGACCAAACAACGAACCCUCGAAGAAUUGGAUUACGUCUUUGCCGUGCCCACUCGCACACACAUGCACUAUCAAGUCAACCAAGUGCUGCCAUACUGGUUCAAGACACAAAUUCUUCGGCGCAAGGGUCUCACUCCCCCACAGCUGUACAAGUUCGAUUCGGACGACUACGUUGGGUCUGACCGCGAAGAGGUCACCGAGAAAUCGGCCGAUGUUUGAGCUCCCUCUGCCUGGUGUCAAAUUACCCAAAAGGGCACAUGGCGGAUGCCUCCAGACGAUCUUUAAUGAGUAUGGGUGGAAAGCAUAGUUGUUAUUCAAGAUUGAUCACGUCGAUCGCUAAAUCCCACACGACACUACUUGAACUGUGUUGGAGGUUGAAUGGACUAUCCAGUCUACGCUCAUCGUACCCGGACAUUAUACCCCCUUUGCCGUCAUGGUACGCAGGUAGAUAGUCUAAGCAGUUUCAAUGAAGCCUUUAUCUGACCAUG